AUGUGGGUGGUAGCUCUCCGACCGUGGGGGCUUCUUGAGGGGCUCCCGGCGUUACUCCGUGGUCGCUACGCGGCUCUCCUUCCGGGUGGUGCGCGAGGCCUGAAUGGCUCGCCGGUCUCUUGCGGCAAGAACCUACUCAAGAAAUUUGCUUCGAAAACCAAAAAGAAGUUUUGGUAUGAAGGUCCUUCCUUGGGCUCUCACUUGAUUUACAAGCCAUCCCAGUUGGAAUUCCUAAUGAAGAGCACCUCAAAGAAGACCAGGAGGGACGAUCACGUGCGCCUGAGGGCACUGAACGGCCUCCUCUACAAAACGCUGACGGAUUUGCUGUGCACCGCUGAAGUGAGCCAAGAGAUCUGUGACCUGAAUGUGCAGCUCUCCAAGGUUUCUCUGACUCCAGACUUCUCCACCUGCCGCGUGUACUGGAAGACCACGGUCUCCGCUGAACAGAACGCGCACACACAGGCCGUCCUGCAGAGGAGUGCUGCACACAUGAGGCACCUUUUGAUGUCCCAGCAGACCCUGAGGAAUGUGCCGCCAAUAGUGUUCAUUCAGGACAAAGGAAAUGCAGCUCUGGCUAAGGUUGAUCGGUUACUGGCCAUUGCCGAUUUUGGACCCCCAGAUGAAAAAGAAGAUUGUGUGCAAGACAACGUCAGGGGCCCCGGGGCCCUGGAUGCUCCUGAACCACGAGGCACCCCAGCCUCUGCCACGUGCUCAAGUCUGUGUGGGAUCGACCACGAGGCGCUCAACAAACAGAUCUUGGAGUACAAGAGGAGGAAAGGGCAAGGGCGUAGGACCGUGAGUCCUGAGGAGGUGCGGCUGACGGCUGAUCUGGCAACGCAAACGAGAGAGGGAAAGGUGGCACCCUGUGCAGAUGGUGACCUCUCCCCCAGGAACCACCUGUUGGGGGCGGCGAGCAGCAACCCCAGCCCUGACCUGGGCGGCGCCCGGGGUGCGGGCAGCAGCCUGAGUAGCAGAGCAGGAGGCGGCGAGCGGCAGAGGCAGGAAGGGGGGAGGUGA
This is a messenger RNA of Odobenus rosmarus divergens (Pacific walrus), 1017 nucleotides long. It is a transcript of the gene RBFA, whose product is annotated as ribosome binding factor A (putative). The record is from RefSeq and is a predicted model, not a curated record. The coding region runs from base 1 to 1017 and encodes 338 amino acids. NCBI's taxonomy places the organism in Eukaryota, Metazoa, Chordata, Mammalia, Carnivora, Odobenidae. The transcript is spliced from 7 exons. Gene Ontology annotation, biological process: rRNA processing.